Entrophospora sp. SA101 is the source of this 219-nucleotide messenger RNA. Lineage: Eukaryota; Fungi; Glomeromycota; Glomeromycetes; Entrophosporales; Entrophosporaceae. The record is from the annotation of a GenBank genome assembly.
AUGAUUGUCGAUGCAACACAUACAUCAGUACAUUCAGAAAUAUCAAUGAAUAGACAAACAUCAUCUGAUAACAUGUCAUCAUCAACAUCUAAUGAUUCUGAUGGUGGAGAUAAAAGUGAAAAAGAUGUUAAUAAAUUAACAGAAAAUAUGUUUAAAAAAGUUACAGAAUAUUUAAAAGGAGAAAUUUUAGGUAAAAAGAAAAUUUCCAAAACAAUAUAA